This is a messenger RNA of Entelurus aequoreus (snake pipefish), 1416 nucleotides long. RefSeq names its product octapeptide-repeat protein T2-like. The transcript is spliced from 2 exons. The coding region runs from base 1 to 795 and encodes 264 amino acids. The record is from RefSeq and is a predicted model, not a curated record. NCBI's taxonomy places the organism in Eukaryota, Metazoa, Chordata, Actinopteri, Syngnathiformes, Syngnathidae.
AUGUGGGGCUGCCUUGGGGUCACAUUGGAGCCACAGUGGGGCCACAUUGGGGCUACAUGGGGGCCACAUGAGGGCUACAUCGGGGCCACAAUAAGAGGAUGGGAGAAAGAGAGAGAGAAAGAAAAAAAGAGCAGGAGAGAGAGAGAGAGGAAAAGAGAGAAAGGAAAGGAGAGACAGAGAGGAAGAGUGAGAGAGAGCGGAAAAGAGAGAGAGAGACAGAGGGAAAGAGAGAGAGAGAGAAAGAGACAGAGAGGAAGAGAGAGAGGAAAAGAGAGAGAAAGGAAGCGAGAGAGAGCGGAAAAGACAGAGAGAGGAAGAGAGAGGAAAAAAGACAGAGGAAGAGAGAGACCGAGCGAGAGAAAGAGAGAGAGGAAAAGAGCGGAAGAGCGAGCAAGAGAGAGACAGAGAGGAAGAGUGAGAGAGAGUGGAAAAGAGAGAGGAAAAGAGAGAGACAGAGGAAAAGAGACAGAGAGGAAGAGAGAGAGAAAGGAAGCGAGAGAGCGAGAGAGAGCGGAAAAGAUAGAGAGAGGAAAAGAGAGAGAGAGGAAGAGAGAGAGAUAUAAAGAGAGAGGAAAAAAGACAGAGGAAGAGAGAGACAGAAAGAGAGAGAGGAAAAGAGCGGAAGAGCGAGUAAGAGAGAGAGAGGAAAAGAGAGAAAGAGAGAGAGAAAGACAGAAGAAGCGAGAGAGUGAAAAAAAGAGAGAGAGAGAAAGAGACAGAGAGGAGGAGAGAGAGGAAAAGAGAGAGAAAGGAAGCGAGAGAGCGGAAAAGAUAGAGGGAGAAAGAGAGCGAUAGAGAGAGAGGAAAAAAGACAGAGAGGAAGAGAGAGACAUAGCCAGAGAAAGAGAGAGAGAGAAAUACAUACAGAAGAAGAGAGAGAGGAAAAGAGAGAAAGACAGAAGGAGAGAGAGACAGAGGAAAAGAGAGAGAGAGGAAAAGAGAGAGAAAGGAAGCGAGAGAGCGGAAAAGAUAGAGGGAGAAAGAGAGGAAGAGAGAGAGCGAUAGAGAGAGAGGAAAAAAGACAGAGAGGAAGAGAGAGACAUAGCCAGAGAAAGAGAGAGAGAGAAAUACAUACAGAAGAAGAGAGAGAGGAAAAGAGAGAAAGACAGAAGGAGAGAGAGACAGAGGAAAAGAGAGAGAGAGGAAAAGAGAGAGAAAGGAAGCGAGAGAGCGGAAAAGAUAGAGGGAGAAAGAGAGGAAGAGAGAGAGCGAUAAAGAGAGAGAGGAAAAAUGACAGAGAAGAGAGACAUAGCCAGAGAAAGAGAGAGAGAGAAAGACAGAAGAAGAGACAGAGAAAGAGAGAGAGAGAGAAAGAGAGAGGUUAAAGGGCGAUGUUUGUAGCGCAGGGUUGAACACAGUAGCCAAACUGACCUAAGAGGACAAUAUUUGCACACACACCUACUGUACUAUACUCAC